GCUAAGACCGCCUGUCACAAGUCUGUUGCCUGCAUGGCUUCCACGAAAAUCGAUUGCAACCAAAGCUUUUCACUGCUGUUGCUACUGCCGUUGAUUGGGUCGAAACUAAGCUGGGUUGUUCCAGUCAUACAUCAGAUUUACCAAACCCCACAGCGGUUCGACGUUCUCCCGCGAUGCGUCGCUCCGUCUGGUUUGGUCGGAGUGUCGCUGAUCUUGUUAUUGUCCAUGUCGCCUCCUGCCUGAUCCAUCAGUGCCUCUCCUUAGGCUUCACUUCCAGGUGAAAUAACGAGCAGUGGGCGGUCCAAGGAUGGAGAUGGUACGCUGGGAAAAUUUGCCUGAGUUGUGGACGUGUUGUGGGAGAGUUUGCCACGAAUCGAACCUCAGCUAGAGGUCUUGCUUGCUUUUUUCUUUUUUGAAAAUGCUGCUCAAGACCCACGUAGGGCUCCUAUUAAAGGCAACGCUGAAACUUGGAAAGUUUGAUUUCAGGUUUCCAUCUGACGCGAAAGUUAUAUUGAAGGAGUUGAACAUCCACGGCAUUGACUGACCACCGAGUACGUCUCCUGAAUUCAGAUAAGGAUCCAGUCAGAGUCAAAUUAUCGCAGUAUCUAGGCAACCGCUCAACACGAAGAAACGCGAAAACGAACACACCCCAGAUUCCCAGGUAUACGGUAGAGACCGAAAUCGAAGAUUCUAGAUG
Messenger RNA from Pseudomassariella vexata, 697 nucleotides. RefSeq lists its product as uncharacterized. Bases 34 to 243 code for a protein of 69 amino acids. The transcript is spliced from 2 exons. The record is from RefSeq and is a predicted model, not a curated record. NCBI's taxonomy places the organism in Eukaryota, Fungi, Ascomycota, Sordariomycetes, Amphisphaeriales, Pseudomassariaceae.